AUGGCAAAUUCGGCAUCCGGGAUUGCGGUGAGUGACGAGUGCAAGAUGAAAUUCUUGGAGCUGAAGGCGAAGAGGAACCAUAGAUACAUCGUGUUCAAGAUUGAUGACGUCAUGCAGCAAGUCACGGUCGAGAAAGCAGGCACAGCUUCCGAGACUUAUGAGGAUUUUGCUGGGAGCCUUCCGGAAGGUGAUUGCCGAUACGCGGUCUUCGACUAUGAUUUCACCACAGAUGAAAAUUGCCACAAGAGCAAGAUCUUCUUCAUUGCGUGGUCACCUGACACGGCAAAGGUGAGGACCAAAAUGCUGUACGCAAGCUCGAAAGACAGGUUCAAGAGAGAGCUUGAUGGCAUUCAGGUCGAGUUACAGGCGACCGAUCCUAGUGAGAUGAGCUGGGAUACCCUUAAAGCUAGAGCUUAUUGA
Messenger RNA from Striga hermonthica, 420 nucleotides. NCBI's taxonomy places the organism in Eukaryota, Viridiplantae, Streptophyta, Magnoliopsida, Lamiales, Orobanchaceae. The record is from the annotation of a GenBank genome assembly.